CAUUAACAGAGAAACAUGGCAGAAGAAGCUCCAGCAGCUGCAUCGGCGAAAGCCCCGGCAAAAGCCCCGAGGAAGAAGUCCGCUCCUAAAGCCAAAAAGGAUGGACCCAGCCUGUCCAAGCUCAUCGUGGCCGCCGUGGCCGAGUCCAAGGAGCGAAAGGGCAUUUCUCUGGCGGCGGUCAAGAAGGUCCUGGCCAGUAAAGGAGUGGAUACGACUAAAGCCAACAAGCGGAUCAACACGGCUGUCACCAAGUUGGUCAGCAAUGGUACCCUGGCUCAGACCAAAGGGACCGGGGCAUCCGGCUCCUUCAAGCUCCCCAAGGAUUCCCAAGCCGCUAAACCAGCCAAGAAGGUGGUGAAGAAGAAGGCUCCAGCAAAAGCCAAGAAGCCCGCCGCUAAGAAGGCCAGCACUCCUAAAAAACCCGCUGCUAAGAAAGCGGCAGCAGCCAAGAAGUCUCCUAAGAAGGCACCUGCCAAGAAAAGCGUGAAAAAGGUGACAAAGAAGAGCCCCAAAAAGGCCGCCCCUGCUGCCAAGAAGCCAAAGGCUGCUAAGAAGCCUGCAGCUAAGAAACCUGCAGCCAAGAAAGCUGCACCUAAAAAGGCUCCAGCUAAGAAGGCCAAGAAGUAGACUGCUACUUCCACCAGCACUCAGUGCACCAAAGGCUCUUUUCAGAGCCACCACGGCUUCAUCUUAAGUGCUGAUUCCCUAUAAGCAUGAAUUGCUGAAUAAGUAGAUAAUAUCCUCAAACUUAAAAGUAGUAAUUGGAGUGGCCGAUCAAUGGAAUGAUCAAAAUCAGUUUAUUUCACUCAUAACUGAACCUUCCCAUUCCCCAUGGGUCAGCCUCAUCCAAAUGAUUCACAGAAACACCCUAAAAUAAAGAGCGCAUUUGAAACCUGAUCACAAGCUUAGAUCACAAUAUUAACGCUGAUAAAUAACUCCAUCUGAAAAUAUUUAUUUG
Molecule: messenger RNA, 958 nt
Organism: Cyprinodon tularosa
Lineage: Eukaryota; Metazoa; Chordata; Actinopteri; Cyprinodontiformes; Cyprinodontidae
Product: histone H1-like
Exons: 1
Coding region: 16-627 (203 amino acids)
Biological process (GO): nucleosome assembly
Cellular component (GO): nucleosome
Molecular function (GO): DNA binding; structural constituent of chromatin
Source: RefSeq, a predicted model, not a curated record